UCGCAUCGCAGUUUACUUCUAAAAUUCAUUCUUAGCUGUUAUUUCACUAGAAACACAUUUCUCACUUGAGCCACAAACCAAAACUAAAAUUUUCUUUUCAAAAUGUAUGCGGGACGUUUCGUCACACGCACGCUGCCGCGGUGCACGCCCUACUUAAAUCACAUGCUUAGCUGCCAAAAGCCAGUGAUGAGGGCCAGACUGAUACCGAUGCUGAACACAUUUCGCUAUCUGUGCGCCAAGCCGCCGCCGCCACCGCCGCCGUCAGCUGCAGGCGGUGGAAGCGGAGCCGGAGCAGCAGUCGUUGAGUUGCCGCCGACGGGCAUUAUCCUGAAGAUAAUUAAGGCCAGGAUUGCGCCAGAGCUUGGCUACGAUGAUCGCAAUAUGCGACUGGGACGCAUACUCUCGCCCGCUCUGUCGAUCUACAAGAAACAGCUGACAUCGGUGCUCUCCAUCCUGCUGCGCAUGUCCGGCUUUGCCAUGACGCUGGCCGUUUGGGCACUGGGUCUCACCGGUUUGUUCUCCAAGCGCAGCCUUGCCGAGUGGGCGGAGGAGGUGAAGAAGUGCGAGUGCAGUCCGAACAUUGUGAGUGGCGUCAAGUUCGUGAUGAUCUUUCCGUUCGCCUAUCAUGUGGUCGCUGGCACGCGUCAUUUGAUCUGGCAUCUGGAUAUGUUCCUCACCAAGCCGGCGAUCUAUGCCACUGGCUAUGCGGCUGUGCUGUUGACCUUUGUCCUGGCUGCAGGCAUGACCCUGCUAAAUACCGGUGAGCAGACCCAAAAGGAUGUUGUCGACUUGACUGAGGCGGACAAGAAGAAUAAGAAGGCGGCUGCCGAAAAGCAGGCAACGGCAGAGGCCAAGGAAAAGGAUGAAAAGAAAGCACAGGAGAAAUCCAAGGCCAAGAAGCAAGCCCAGGCAAAGGAAGCUGAGGGCAAGGCCAAGGAACCACCAAAGUAGAUUUUCUUUUCCUUUUUUUUUUUUUGGGGUUGUUUUUGGAGCCCGGAGAUACUUCAAGCAAGCAAAUCGAGGAAGUAUCUCAAUGGUUGUGUUUUAGGGCUUAAUUCGCAGAUUAAGCCCCCCCCCCCCAAAAAAAAUUAAUUUUAAUAAAAUGA
Messenger RNA from Drosophila obscura, 1106 nucleotides. RefSeq lists its product as uncharacterized. Gene Ontology annotation, cellular component: membrane. The record is from RefSeq and is a predicted model, not a curated record. NCBI's taxonomy places the organism in Eukaryota, Metazoa, Arthropoda, Insecta, Diptera, Drosophilidae. The transcript is spliced from 2 exons. Gene Ontology annotation, molecular function: electron transfer activity; succinate dehydrogenase activity. Gene Ontology annotation, biological process: tricarboxylic acid cycle; mitochondrial electron transport, succinate to ubiquinone. The coding region runs from base 103 to 951 and encodes 282 amino acids.